Messenger RNA from Culex pipiens pallens (northern house mosquito), 5753 nucleotides. RefSeq names its product RB1-inducible coiled-coil protein 1 (gene Atg17). Gene Ontology annotation, cellular component: phagophore assembly site membrane; Atg1/ULK1 kinase complex; extrinsic component of membrane. Gene Ontology annotation, molecular function: protein kinase binding; molecular adaptor activity. Bases 711 to 4796 code for a protein of 1361 amino acids. NCBI's taxonomy places the organism in Eukaryota, Metazoa, Arthropoda, Insecta, Diptera, Culicidae. The transcript is spliced from 14 exons. Gene Ontology annotation, biological process: positive regulation of protein phosphorylation; piecemeal microautophagy of the nucleus; reticulophagy. The record is from RefSeq and is a predicted model, not a curated record.
UUCGUCGAGUCGUACUGCUGCUGCUUCAUAAUUUAUUUUUCUCACUGGCUAUCCAUCUUGAAAAACGGCAAAACUUUGUAGUGAUUCGGUAGUGCUCUGAAAGCGAGCCAUUUUUCCUCCCGAAAAGUGAGGAGUUUUGGCCCGAAAAUAGUGUCAAAAAUAAUCGGGCACCACGAAAUCAUCGAUAUACAGAGCGAGAGAGAGAGAAAGGCAAAUCUGUAAAUAUACUUCAUAACACAACUCGCAGCUCACACACGCCGACUCUCACCAAUGUGUCUGUGUGUGUCUCUGAAUGACUGUUUUGUACAUACAUAGUGAUAAUGUAAGACCUAAGCGAAGGGAAGAACAAACAGAACCAUACAACCUUAGGUACUAAACGCUCGUCAGCACGAAAAUAGAAAGAAGAAACGAUAGCGCGUGCGACUCCCUCGACACCGUAGCGUUGCAUUCUCCGUGCCGUUCUGUCCCUGGCCCGAAUCCUCGAAUGGCAGUGCAGCAGCAGCGGCAGUGAGCACAACCCGACCGCAGGUCCGCUCCGGGGUCCUCACCAUUCCAGCCACGCACCCACGCGCACUGGAUGACUCAGAACGAACUGUAACCGCAACCGCUGCUACACCUGCUCCGUUCAACUCUGCUGCGGAAGCUACGGCCUACGGACGCCUAGUCCCGACAUUUUGGACAAGACGGCGCAACGCUAGACCGGCACCACCAUGCUGUACGUGUUCCACGUCGAUACCGGCCGGAUGCUGACCUUCGAGAUGAGCAAGGCGCUGGAGAUUGUCCGCUCGCUGAAGGAGACCAUCGAGCGGCACCACGGCAUCCCCUGUGCCAGCAUCGUGCUGCUGGUCAGCGGCGGUGAGGUGCUGCAGGACACGCAACGGGUGUGCAACUACUCGGCCGGCACCGACACCAACCCGAUCUACAUGUUCAGCAAGAGCGUGCUGGACGCGCGGAACCAGCCGGCGCCGUGGCCGAGCAUAGAAACUGACAACGACCUGAAGGCCCAGGUGGACAAGUGCCUCGAGCUGCCAGCCACGUACAACACGGUCGUGACGCGCUCGCUGCUCGCCCAGCAGAUCUGCGAGAUGGCCAAGGAGGAGGCCAAAACGUGCGAGACGCUCAUCCACGAGCAGCACCUGCAGCAGCAGGGCUGGGCCGCCGUCGUCGCCAACAUGGAGGACUCGGUAAUGGAGUUCCAGGAGCGCGUGGCGGACUUUUACCGGCGCUACGAGGAGCACCGGCAGCGCUUCACCGAGCACAUGGAGAUCUUGUCGGCGUUCGAUCACGACUUGAAGCAGCUGUCGGAGAUUCCGAUCCUGUCCACGCUCAUGGAGAAUGCCGCUUCGCGUCCGUUCGGAAACUUUGACGAGGCGUACGUGGAUGCGGGCAACACGGCUAACAGCACCUCAUCCGGUAGCGUCAAAACGACUAGCAAUAGUGAGCCGGCAACGGCUGCCAUCGCUGCUGCGGCUUCAACAACCGACGCAGAAGGAACGACCCCUUCCCAGGGAGAGGAGAAGGCUGUAGCUCUGGCAGGUUCCGGUAGCGCCGAGCAGCAACAGACCGGCAGCAGCGGCAUAUCCGACAAGGACAAAGCCAAGUGCAUCUCGCUGCUGGACUGGAUCUCCGCAUCGGAGGGACAGCGAAUGCUGAAGCGUAUGGCCGAGGAGUGCACCAGCGGGCUGGAGCAGUUCGAGAAGCACACCGUAGGGCUCAAGCAGAACAUCGACAAAGCCGUCGAGGCGUCGCAGAGGGGUGACAUUAAGGAGAUCAAAGGCCUGGAGGAGCGACUGUGCGAUCUGGACAAGGUGAUGUACGAGGCGCGCAAGAUCGUCAGCGAUCAAAACGAGCUGGCGCAGUCGUUCCAGCAGAACCAGAACCGGGCGAACACGCUCGGUGAUACGUCGAUCCUGCCCGAUCUGUGCGCCUCGCACAAAAGCCAGCUCAUCGUGAUGCUGCAGAACCACAAGAAUCUGCGCGACAUUCGGCGUCGCUGUGCCAAGUGCAAGGAGGAGCUGGGCAACAACCUGUUCCAGCGGUUACGGUACAUCAUCCACGUGGAGACUCGGGUGUGGGAGAUCGACAACAGCAUUCUGUUCUACCACACCUCCCUGAAGCGGCUCCAGAAGCACCUGGGCAUCAUCGAGCAGAUCCAUAUGGCGCCCUGCAUGUACGUGAGUGCCGUCACGGAAGUGGUUCGCCGGAGGAUGUUCUCCAGUUCGUUUCUCAGAUGGGCUUCCGAUCUGGCGUGCCGCCUGAUGACGAUCCACAACGAGGAGGUGAUGCGCCGGCACGAGUUUACCGCCCAGUUCGAGGGGCACUUUCUCAGUACGCUGUUCCCCGGGAUGGACGACAUGCCGCCGUCGUACGCGAUUCAGGCGCCGUCAAUCUUCGAUUCUAGUCUACCGGCGCUGAACAAGCGAGAUCUCCAGGAACUGUCGACCUUCCUGCCGGAGCUCACGGAGAAGAUCCAGCUACCGAACAUAGAUUCUGUGAUAGAUUUCUUUUCAUCUAGAUCGGUAGAGGGCACCAACCAGAGCAAGAGCAGCGGUCUGCAGGAGUAUCCGCCGGACAUGGGAGCAGCGGAACCCACUGCCAUCGACGGAAAGGGCGAUGCGGACUCCGCCACCACCGCACAACAACCAACGAAAGAGGGCUGCGAAUCCGAAACCGACACGGAAGAGUUUGAAAAAGUGGGACAAAGUCCAAUCGACCGUCGUCGCCGGUCCCGCUCGAAGGUGCCGCCGGUGGACACCUGCAGCAUGGCCACGUCCACGGAACGGGUGCUGCAGGCGAGCGCAGAAACACUGACAGAGGAGAACCUCGGCACCACCCGGCUCGAGGUGGAGAAGCUGAAAACCAUCCUCCGGACCGUGUACCAGCUGUCCCAGUCGUCGAUCUCAUUUCUGCGCGAGCAGCUGUCGGCCGUACGGACCGAGAGUGCCUCGAACCGGGCCGAGUUCCGCAGCAAGCUGGAAGCCAUCAAUCGGGCGUGGGCUGCCAUCCAGGAGGAGGCCCGCAACCGCGAGCGGGAGACCAUCCAGCAGCUCACGGUGGACCACGAGCUGGAGAUGAAUGAUCUGCGCAAAAGCAUCCACCAGAAGGACGACGAGAUGCAGUCGCUGCGGUCGGACAACUCGAUGAUCAAGGCGAGCCACAUCGAGACGGUGUCCAAGUACGAGAGCGAAAAGCGCGAGCUGAACGUAACGGUCGACGAGAUGAAGGAGGUGGUGAGGAAACUGGAGCAGCGACUUGCCGACGUCGAGGUGGACCGCAAGAAAGCGAUCCAGGAAGCGGUGGAACAGCUCGAGCACAAGCACAAAACCGAGAUCGAAUCGCUGCGCUGCAGGUACAAGCUGAUGACCAGCAUGGACCGAUCGCCGUCCGACACCAGCCUGGAGAAGAUCGAAAAGCCGGACAUGAUCGACAUUGCGAGCCACGAGCAGCUGCUGGCGCAGGCCCGGGAAGAUUUCAACCGCGAGAAGGAACGUGCAAUCAAAACCGCAAUCGAAGAGGAACGACAACGAUGGGAGUCGUCCACGGUGACGAUCAAGCCGCAGCAGCGAUCGAUGGCCAGCUCGCCGGGAACUCCGACGGGCAGCCACGACAUCUACAAGCGGAUCCUGGAGGAGAAGGAGCGCCAGCUGGACGAGCUGCGGGACAAGGAAUCGGUUCUGAUAAGGGAGAACCAGCGAUACAAGGAAACCAUCCAAUCGCUGACCGAUCCGGAGCUCGGCUCGAACCAGCUGAACCUGAAGGAACAGCUGGAAGCGCUGGAACGCGAAAAGCAACAGCUAAGCAGGGAGCUCGAACGGCACCAGAACAGACCCAGUGGCGGGGUGUCCAUCCAGUCGUGCUCCAAGGGCGACCUCGUGAUGAUUGUUUACAACAGCACGUACGAUCAGUACACGAUCGUGCAGAACGCCCCCGUGCUGUACUUCCUGCACGCGGACAGCUACGCGGCGUUCGGGCUGACGGAGCUGGUGGCGGGCCAGGUGCCGCGGAUCAUCCACUGCAUGGGCACGGUCGUGGACAAGGAUUACUGCCACGCGCGCAAGGACGGCAACCGGUACAAGGUGUCGCGCGGUACCCGGUUCUACCGGGUCAAGGUGAAACCGGUGCCCGGUGGUAGUGGUGGCAGCAGCGGGGGAGGAAGCAGCGCGAGCCUCAGUGCCAGCGUUAGCAGCGGCACGUCGAGGAGCGCCGCCGCCGACUCGGACAAGCACUCGCACAAGAAGGAGAAGAGCAAAAUGAGUCGCUCGUCGUCAACCAUCACGGAGCAGGGCUUGGCGGCCGCCAUCAACAGCGUCGUGACGAGCACGACCACCACGACGGGAACGUCGCCGGGGCUGCUGAUCGAUUCGUUCGCACAAACCGAACAGCUGGGCUCUCCCUUGGGGCAGAUGGAGGACUCGGCCAUCAAGACCAGCGCCAGCCGGGACAUGAUCGACUCGGGCGUGGCUGAGCAGAACCUGCAGAACCAGCAGCAGCAACAGCAACGGAUCAGCACCUACAAGGAGCGCAACAUCUCGGUGACGGACGACGAGGACGUUGGGUACGGGGGCGGUGCCGGCAGUGCCAGUGCCAGUGUAGACGAGAGUGACUCCCAGCAGCAGCAGACGAGGCUGCGAUACGAGAGCGUUUGCGAGGAGGAACAACCGGAAGCGGAGGAGGAGCAGGAGGAUGUCGUGGACCAGCAGCAGCAGCCGGCUCCGGAAGGCGGCAACACGACGGGUUCCCCUUUGUCGAUUGGCGCACUAGUGCUGCACUAUUUGAUGCUUCCAAAAUCUCACUGAAAACUAUUUUUAACGAGUGUAACGUAAUCGCUAAAUUUUUCGAGGCCUACAAGUAAGCUAGUUUUAAUUUAGGGUUUUUUUUUCCCCAAAACACAUAACCCUUUGAACACAAAAAACACACACUUGAAAAAUGACACACACCCACCCACCCAAAUGUGCUAGAGGAAAAGGAAUGAAUGGUUUAGCUUACACAAAAAGAGCAGAAAAGUGAAAUUUGAAUUGCCGAUUGAACUUCUUUCAACCCAGAUCCAGCAGAAUAAACAACAUGCAAAUCAAACUGGUUCCAACUGCUAAUUGCGUAGUUUUCAAAAAAUCUAACAGAGAAAUAAAGAAACAAACUUAAAAAUACAGUAAAAUGUCGAGUUACGAACAAGCUUUACUGAUAAAUAAAAAAGAAAACACAGAAACAAAAACCAACCACAACUAAACAGUUUUUCCAGUUUACUGAAAUAAAUACACCACUUCUAAUGUUCCCUUCAAGUCACGUCAGACGGUACACUAUAUUUACAAUACUACAAUUCAUGAGGAGCUAGGCAGAAAUAAAAAAAACUUUGUAGCGAUAGUUCAACUGAAUAAUGUUUAAUAUGAAUAAGAAUGAAUCUUUGUGACUGAGAGUGCAAGGUACCGAAUGAGCGUCGUUGUAUCAUACUAGGUUAAGAGGAAAUGAACGAAUCAACAACUAAAAUAAACACACAUUACACUUGGCUGAGAGCAGAUUCUACUCUUAAAGCAAGAGAGAAUGCGAUGUUUUACUAAUCAAAACACAACCACAGGUGAUAAUUGUUAUUUAAUAUACUUUUACGGAAAGCAAACAUUAAACAAAAAAGAACGGAGAAAAAGAAAAUUAACAUUAAGAAAGGAUCAUGCUAUCGUCGGUGAAACAGCAGAGGUACGAGAUUGUAUAGGAUUGUAGCUUGAUUACUUUGCUCUAUAGCAUUACUCAUUUUUAAAGUAAAA